AUGCCCAGUGUCUCAGCAGGCGGUGACUGUGGCAAAGGACUUUUCGGCAGGGAAAUGGGACCUUUGCAAGAAUACAACUUACUCAAGUGUGCUCCCAUGUUGGAAAGUAACUUUGUGCAGAUUAGCAAGUGAGGAGAAAUGAUUGACUUGCACAAUCAAAUUCAGACGGUGACUGUUGCAGUAGCCUGCACAAGCCCCAGUCUGCUGGUCCCUGAAAUAUUGCUUUUCCCUCUGUGUCUGGUUAGGAUCUCAAUCCACAAUCCAGAGAAGCAGCAGCUACGAUUCAAGCUGUCAAGUGGCCGUACCUUUUACCUGCAGUUCUGUCCCCAACCUGGCUGGAAUGGAACAACUCACAUUCCCCUGCACUCAUCCGGCCGUGCCCACCCAGUUGCACCAAUACAUCUGGGUCCACCCAGUCACACCCACCCAUCCAAGCCAACCUAG
Protobothrops mucrosquamatus (brown spotted pit viper) is the source of this 444-nucleotide messenger RNA. RefSeq names its product protein FAM71B-like. Gene Ontology annotation, cellular component: nucleus. The transcript is spliced from 3 exons. The record is from RefSeq and is a predicted model, not a curated record. NCBI's taxonomy places the organism in Eukaryota, Metazoa, Chordata, Lepidosauria, Squamata, Viperidae.